UCUCCGACGCGUCGCAGCUCCGCAGGAACCGGGCUGGCCCUUGACAUGCCUUUUCGUGCAAUAUACGAGAAGGAUGGGCAUACACAACGAGGCGAGGCGCAUCGUCUGGAGCCAUCGACUGCUAAAUCUGGGAGAUCGCUUCGGGCACGUGUCAAUCAUCACCACUCCUCGUCGCACGAUUCAACCGCGUCAAAUAGCCUUGUAGCCUUCGGCGCCGGUAUCUAUAACCGUUUCCGUCGCGUCGCAACACCGAGGCAAGGCCAUUCCCGAGCAGAGCGGUAUUCCUUCCUGCGACGCACUGCUGCCGCCAAGGAGAUCGGAAGCUCUUUGGAAUAUGGAGAAAACGAUGGAGCGGCCCAGACGCGUGCUGGCGGUUCUCACAUGGAGACACCACCGUCGCCACCACCAAAGUCUGCAGGUUUGCGCAGUAUAUUUGCUCGUUCAAUCUGGCUUCGCGGCGGAGUUGAAGCUGGACGCGACGAAGGAAUCGUUUACAGACCGCCGAUCGAGGAUGAUCAUGACGGGAUUACCCUCGAUACUGGUUUUGAUCAUAUCGACGUAGAUGAUGACUUGGACGAUGCUUGGCUCAGGCGGCAUGACAGUGGAUACGAGGAGCUUAGUGCGGCGCUAAAUCGCGACGUCAACCAACUCAAAUCAACAUUCUCCUGGACCACGACGUCUACCUCGCGUUACAUAGAUGUUGCAGACUAUUUCGACGCAGAUUCCGACACAGACUCGACCGUUUCUAGCCUUGGUGUACCCCUCGCAUCGACUGUUUCUCCCUUCCACUCACAGCAGGAGAAUUCGAUUUCUGCUCAUGCGCAUGAAGGCGAUUGUGACUCGGCGUGGCUUCCUGUUGAUCCUCCGACUCCGCGGGCCGGGACUUACGUCCUUCCGUACCAGAGACCUCAUCGCAAACUCUUCAGGAAGGACUCAAAGACGCAGAUCGCCGUUCCUCCUGCAAUGAAAAUGGCAUCGCAUUCAAGGGCCUCUAAAGCCAACGAGGAUCAGCACCAUAAUCCAGCCUGCCUGCAGUGCCACCUCCAAAAUGGGUGUGCAGAUCCGGAAGUAACACAGCAUGUGACAACUUCGAAAGGGAAGGGCAGAGCAAAUUCCCAGUCAGGCCUUUCCGACUCAAUACGGAAUACGGUCAGCUUUGGUCGACCGGCAGCCGUACGCUCUUCUUCCUCCCCGGCCUCCCUGCCGUUUCCGCAUACCCGAUCCCGAUCGCUUCCAGGUUCGGGAGCUGCGACACCUGCAGAGGUGUUGUCUCGUGCCUCAUACAACCACGAGUGGGCAUAUCCUGUCUCUUCACGCCCCAUUUCUCAUACUCGCUCUCCUUCUUCCCCUCAACCUGGAUCAUCAGCGUUCACCAUGUCUAUGCAACGAUCUACAACUCCGACUCGGAUGUGCCAACACGUAUCGGACAUGCGAGACGUUUUACGCGGCGUACAAAGCGGAAUCCGUCCAUCGACGCCUAUUCCUGGUAUGCCGCCUGUUCCACCUAAGAACCGACCGCCUCCCACGUCGUUCCGUCCUGUUUCGGCUGGUGGACGUGAAAGAGGGCGCUCACGUACACCAAUGUCUUCCGCCGCUUUCUCACAAGCACGCUUCUCGGGACUUGCUCAUCCUCUCACCCGCUCGCAAAGCCAUAGAAUGUCCGUGGAACCCACGUCGAGCUUGCGGUCACGCACACGAAGCUUGGAAAGUCUGCGAGGCACUGCUCAGGCCCUUGCUUCAGCAUCUACUGCUCCUUUACGAAAUUUGUGGCGUGCUCGAUCGUUCAUCCGUCACUCGCAUAAUGGGCAGUCCGGGAGAUCUGCAACUGAUGCUAAUGAUGACGAAGAUGGUGUUUGGGUUUGUGUAGAUAUCAAACCUCCGGUCGAUAAGGCGAAGUCGUCUCUUUCCUCUGAAGGGCCGGGCACUUGCCCUGGCGCGAGUGGAUUUGCUAGUCCUACAGAGUCACCCAUUUAACGAAUGACAGCCUACACGCUAUUAGCAAGAACAAAUUCUCUUCACCAGUUUCUUACUAUUUCGUAUGCGAUACGGCUUGUUUUGGACAAUUUUUCGUUCUCAUCGAACUUUCUUUUAACCCACUUCGAUGCUGGGGCCUUCCUUGAUUUCGUGUUUCUUCCUCUCCGCCUAGAAUUCUCAUUCUUUGCAUGCCUCCUGGCUUUUCCUCUUCUCUCUCCCUUUGGUCUGGAUGUAUAUGACAUGCUCGAGAUCUGUUGACCUUUGGACGCUCUGGUAACGUCCUUUGGUAAUGAUAGCCAUGACUCUGUGACGUUAUUCAUGCCUUGUAUGUACACUAGAUAGACGCUCAGUUCCACAAUCACCAUCGCUUCCUGUACGUCAGGUCCGACGUCGGAUCGGUUAUUAAUUGUAUUUUCAGU
This is a messenger RNA of Fomitiporia mediterranea MF3/22, 2393 nucleotides long. RefSeq lists its product as uncharacterized. NCBI's taxonomy places the organism in Eukaryota, Fungi, Basidiomycota, Agaricomycetes, Hymenochaetales, Hymenochaetaceae. The transcript has 2 exons. The record is from RefSeq and is a predicted model, not a curated record. Bases 46 to 1974 code for a protein of 642 amino acids.